This is a messenger RNA of Neoarthrinium moseri, 1464 nucleotides long. RefSeq lists its product as uncharacterized. NCBI's taxonomy places the organism in Eukaryota, Fungi, Ascomycota, Sordariomycetes, Amphisphaeriales, Apiosporaceae. The transcript has 3 exons. The record is from RefSeq and is a predicted model, not a curated record. Gene Ontology annotation, cellular component: endoplasmic reticulum. The coding region runs from base 1 to 1464 and encodes 487 amino acids. Gene Ontology annotation, molecular function: calcium ion binding. Gene Ontology annotation, biological process: endoplasmic reticulum calcium ion homeostasis.
AUGGGGGGAAGAGCGAAGAAGAAGAACGAGUGGUUUGAGUGGAGCGGCGCAGCGCCGCGCAGCAUGGGCCAAUUUCUGAACCCUUUUCAAUUCGGGGAGCUUCCACCUGCAACAGCUCCCUUUCCCCCUUCGUCGUGUCUCAACCGCCUGCCAUCCGAGACAGCUACCAUGGCGGACUUUCUCAAGAAUAUCAUCGGAGGGGGCAAGUCUGGCGAGCCAGCCCCGUCGGCCGACUCGGACUUCGCCGACUUUGCCGAGGCACCUUCCCCCUCGCCCGUCCCCUUCGAGAAGCCGCCUGGUGGCGCUACGCUGUCCAGCAGUGGACCUGCUGUGACGGACCGUCCCUACACCAAGUGGUACAACAUCCACGAGCGCCACAGCCUCUCCGAGUUCAAAGCUGAGGGCGUCAUUCUGGCCGUCAUCGCCGUCAUCUUCACCCUGCACUUCAUCGGCUCCAGGCUCAACAAGUCCAAGGCCAAGGCAUGGAUCAAGGCCCAUGCGCCCACCCUGACCAGCGAGUUUGCGCUCACGGGCUUCGAUGGCGUUCCCGGCGCCGAGAAGCAGCCUGAGAAGCUCCUCAAGCAGAAGAGCUUGUUCGAGUACUCGACCUACGCGACUGGCCGUCAGAACAUCGCCUUCGUGGAUGUCAUCCUGACGCUGAAGAAGCGCUUCAACCCCCUCAUGACUACGGCCGAGACAAUCCUCGGCUUCUUCAUGGACAGCUUCGGCGCCCCGGCUGACUAUGUCGAGGCCACCAUCUAUCCUUUCGAUGGCAAGGAGGCUUCGAUCGCCCCCAACCUCCCCGGCGCUUCUGAGCUUCGCGGCAAGGACGCUAAGAGCACCUAUGACGGAUUUGUCUGGGCCGUGGUCAACAAGGACCACAUGAAGAAGCUCCGUGAUGAUCGCUACGAUCUGUCCAUCACCUUCACCAAGGACAACGCAAAGCUGCCUGCCUGGUUGACUGUCAUGAGCGAGAGCGCCGAGAUUACCGAUGCGCUCCUCACCAAGGACUUGGCUGCCGCUGUGGAGAAGGCCGGCGAUCUGUUCGAGGCUCUCAUCGUCACCGACCAGCCCCUUGAGCGGCCUACGACUAUUGAGGAGACUACUCCCCGCAAGCGACUUUUCCUGCGCUACCGCUUGCCCUCGAACAACAACUACGACGACUUGGUCCCCUUGUUCACCGCUUUCCUGCGCCUCCCUGACCAUCUGGUUGCCACGGGUCAUUUCCGGGCCGAGGUGAUGCGCAAGGUCAACACGAUCCGUGCCGAGACGAUCAAGCAGAUCCAGAAGGCUGCCGAUGACGAGAAGGCCGAGGAGCGUGCGCUGGAGCGAGACAAGGCACGCAAGGCCAAGCGCGAUGCUGAGCUGAAUGCCCUGGACGCCAAGGCCCAGAAGAAGUUCCUCGACAAGGAGAAGGAGAAGCAGAUGCGCAAGGCCAGCAAGAAACAGACCGUCCGAGGGUAG